This is a messenger RNA of Porites lobata, 5305 nucleotides long. The record is from the annotation of a GenBank genome assembly. NCBI's taxonomy places the organism in Eukaryota, Metazoa, Cnidaria, Anthozoa, Scleractinia, Poritidae.
AUGACACAGGAGUUGAGUGCAAAUCGUUACAAAGCGUUUGUUGCGAAGAACAAUAAACUGGGAGCCAGCAGCUAUGCAGAUGACGGAGAGAGCAGGAGUCAAGGGCCUAGGCCUGCGAUGACUGACAGGAGCAGAAGCAAGACAAGUUAAGGUGACUGAAUCAGAAGAUGGCUGCAAAGACCUACAGGCCCAACAGCAGCAGAAGAGUGCUUUUAGGUGGACGAUGCAAGUUUGGGAACCUUCACGAUUUUGAGGACUUUGCGGUAACUAAGAACUUUAUAGCUUUUGGUCGUCAGUUUUGAGGACUUUGCUUAUAAAGGUCACUAAGUGAUUAAAUCUGCGUUUCCGGCCAAGCGUACCUCUCGAAAGACGCAAAGGACUUCUGACGGACUUCAUAAUCUCAACAUUCAGCUAAUGUUAUAUACAAGGGGCAAGGACACUAGAGGAUAGUUCUGUUUUAGGCCAAUUCUGUGCAGAAGUCAUUUCUUCAGUAGUGCCUAGUAUACACAAAAUGCUCACGUACAGUUAUGCCGAAAGAAGUUAUCAAACAAAGUUCUUCAGAGAGCACCAGCCACAAUAUGCUUUUGGUGAUUUUUGCAAGCAUAACAUUUUAAAAACUACUUGAAAAAGUUUAUCCAACUAUUCUAAAGUUUCAACCCACUUCCAUCCUUGUCAUCCGUAGGAACAUAUGACAGGAAACAGUUCACAUGCCUAAAUAUAGUCUUAAAUAACAAAACUGUAAUAUUAUUUUUGGAAUUCAGUUGAGGCGUAGAAACGUUUUAGCUUAAAAAGAUAGAAAAUAGUGUGACAGUGCCCCUUUAAGAUUGUGUUAACCUUUCUUUUUAAAAAUGGAGGGAAUACAGCAGUCGCAUUAUUAUUCUUUAUGCAUAUUCGUUAUGCCUGUUAUGCUUCGUUAUGCAAGACCUUUAACAUAAAUAAUCUAUGCUUAAGUGUUACUCAUCUAUUUAGCUAAAUGUACAUAUUUAAACAGUUUUAAAUAGCAAUUAAAGCGUUGUUGUUGGUUGUCAUCCGGUAAGAAUCAGCAUUUCAAGAGACUUAACAAUGUUUAUUUGGAUUUAUUCAGGAUACUUUUCGUGGUGGUAUCCCAUUAGAACUUAAACAAAACUAUCACCAUGGAGAGACUUCAACCGUGCGGCAAAUAUAUUCUUUGCAAAUAAUAUUCUUUGUAUCCACGAAGACAUUUAACAUUAUUCAUUUCGGAUUUAAAGAUGGCGUGUCAGUGGAAGCCUCGCAUGUCAUUUACCUUGAUUAACUUAGCAUUUUUUGGCAUUUUGAUCACGCUAACUUUGGUGGAAAUAAAGAACGGUAAGUGAACUAACUAAAUAAAUACUAAUGAUACCAUAAAUUCAACAGAAACGAAACUGCCUUGCCUGUGAUCUCAGUGAAAUCGAAUGGAAACUGAAUCGAUAAACUAAUCUGUUAUUUAUUUCAGCCAUUUCAUGUUACAAGACACGUAUCACAACAACUCAACAACAACAACUUUAAUAAUACGAUAUACGAUAUCAAGGAGCUUUUAGAACCAAAAAAGAUGACAGAGUGAGAUAUUGAAUGCUUGUAAGUUGUUUCUAUCCUUUAAGUGUGUAUAAAAUUUAUUCAAGCGUAUUGCUUUGGCAUCCAUGCCAGAAAUAAACGUUACCUGACUAUUUACAGACUCCCGUUACCCUGUUUUGUAGAAUAUGCUCAAACUGAUGCGUCAGAUAUAAUGAAAAUACUAGAAAAAUUAGACGCGUUUUAGGCCCGAGUGGAGCGCUGUACCGGUUCACAUGAUCAAAACUUAAUUCACAGUUUGGUUUGACCUAAAAUUAUUCAGUCGGCUUUUGAGUCAAAACGUUGAACUUAAUGCAGCCGAACGUAAGAAAAGAAAUGUAGAACCCGUCUUUUUGCUUCAGGUUUUUGCUUAGUGCUUGCUAGCGACGGAAGCCGAGAGAGCGGAAACCGUGAAAUGGAGAUGGAAAAAGCCAUCCCUUGUACUUACUAUUAAUGAAGGAGGCGGACACGAAAGCAUAUGGCAGAUACGGAGACAGAAACAAAUUAAAAUUUUCCUUCCUUCCCUUCCCUUUAUCCUUCUCCGUAUUUCGUUUCAUUUUCAGCCGUAUAUCUAACCAACCGAGUAGGUCUACAUCCCAGUUAAAACCAAAAGCCACAACGGGGACAGAGAGCUUCAGCCAAGGCUCUAUCCCAAUCCUUCAAGCCCUGACGCUUGGAAUACCCAUUGUUGAAAGUUCUUUUCUAGGGGGAAUUAGCGGGUUUUUAGUCUUCGACAAAAGGAUGAUGCUUGCUACGUUUUUUUUACUUUCUUUUUUUGCCUGUCUAUACAAGUCUGUUAUUCUUUAAAAACUUCGCCAGCUAAAAUUCUCUCUCCGAUCAAAACUGUAACGCCUCCCCCUUUUUAUGAUGACCAGAAAACCCAUAUAAUACCUUAAUACGUAAAACUUCUGUGAUUGGCUAGGUGACAUUCAUUAGCAUUGAGCCUUCGAGUGGUUUACCCUUUCAAAACACUGUUCUUUCUUAGACCCCAUUUACACGGGUCAAGGCUGACAAAAUUUUUGAACGGACAAACCUUGCACGGAUACGCCUUUCGUUCACACGGAAACCGAGCAAACGUACAUGGACAAGUUUUUGAACGGCAAACAGCAUGCAGUACUGCAAUUUGUAACAGAAUUUGGAUGGUUCAGUGCAAACGAAUUGCAAAGGUAAAAAAUUCGUCCGUUCAAAAAUUUGGCAAGAUGGCCGUGUACACAGUCAACUUUCGGCUUGCUGACACCUCGCCAUAACGCACACCCCGAUAAUACCGACAGCGGCCAAAUCCCGGGCAAAAAUAAAUUACAGAAGUUUGACUGAAAUAAACUUCCGCUAUUACGGACUCUCGCUAAUGAGGACACUAACUCGAGGUCCCUACAGUGUCCACUAUAAGGGAGUUGAUUGUAAUCGGGGUCUCAAACUUCACCUUUUAAGGCAUAUGUAUUUUUACGAUAAGAAGAGUUGCCGCGAAAGCUUACCAAAAUAGAACAUCUAUUUAACACCGGAUCCAUCAUGACAGGGGAAGAUCGCGACUUGUGUCAAUCGCAAAAACUUUAAGGGGUGCCUUGUAAAACUAAACAAAGAAGGCAUGCAUUUCGAUCUAAAACAUCCCAUAGUUAACCAAUCAUAUAGAAAUUGCAGUAGGGCGAAAAAAAUUUUGCUGAAACUUCCAUUGCUUGCAUUUUUAUUGCUUAACAAUACUGAAAAUCGCAAGGCUCACAGUAGAUAUUUACCUCAGAAGUUGUGUAAUUCAUCUCAGAAAAAUUCCCUUUUCACGUUAAAUAAGGUCAUGGACUAAGUGCCGGAAUAAGACAAAAACACUCUCCUUUUUGUUCUGUUUCAGAAGGGACUGGAAUCCAGACCAAUGUGUCGGUAAGUAUUACAUACUACAUAAUGCAAUAUGAAAUAGAAGUGCGUAAUAUUGUGUUAGUCACAAAAUGCUAGAAUGUCUCUGUUUCUCAGCAUCAAAUCCCGGAUAUAUAAGAACCUAACGUCCAUGACAAUUUUCUCCAAUUCUAAUUGGCAAUCGGCAGACCUGAUUUUAUCCCGAAUAGGACAGUACGUGUUAUGGGACACUGAGGCACGCUUGUGCAGGUGCUAAUAUCUCUGCUUAGCAUAGUCCAGUCAAGAGAGAAUUCAUUCUCUCUUGUUACUGUGGAACGACCAAUCACCUCUCAUAAGCGACCACUUCCCAUCAGCAUCGACCACUUAUCCAAAACACCAGCAAACUUUUCCCAGUCAAAACUUUACAGUUGGAACCUCUCGUAAACGGCCAUUGCUGUACACGACGGCGCGGACCACUUUUCGGGGAUGACGGUUUUAUAAUUCUCCAUUGUUCUUAACCAUUUGCAAGCAACCACUUGAUGUAGCACCCUCCCCCCAACAAAGAAAAAAUGGAGGGGGAGGGUGUGGGUACACGUAGGCUAACUAUACGACUGAAUAACUUGAACCAUACAUAUCAUAACUCAGAAACUGCGUGCAAUAAAUUAUCUUCAUAAAGUCAGAUGAGUCAGAGCGUCUGCUCGGGUAGCUAGUCUUCAUUUGGUGGUCGCUUAUGGGAGGUCAGUACUGUCUGUUUUUAGUUUCAGUGCCGGAGUAAUUGCCUCAAAGAAACGUUAUUAGUAUGUUACUACAGCUUAUAUCCUCACUAGAUACCGAAUAGACAUUUAAGCUCAUUUUUUAGUAAAGUUAAAAAGAUGUUAAUUCUCAUUAUAUCGACAUUAUAAGCGAGUUUAAACUUAUCCAUUAAUUUCUCUGUUGUCCAAUCAGAUUACAAGCACAGACCAAAUAAAACGUUCUUACCUUUUUGCUGGGUUUGGCUGCAACGAUUCAGGAUGAAAACUCUUCAUGAUAAUUUUUCUUUUUUACUUUUCAGACAAUGACCGACAGAUCAGAACAAUAUCGUGACAUGGCUGGAACACAAGAAAGGAGAAAACAGCAGCUUAAAAAUUACUGCUUAGUACAUAAUGAUCAAAAGUUACCCUGGGAAAAAAAACGACAACUCGAGCAAUUUCUUAUCGACGAUGACAAUAAAUUUAUUUACUGUGCCGUUCCUAAGGUGGGAAGUACUCCAAUGAGGAUGACAAUGUUACGUUUGAGAAAUGACAGCAACUUAAAACUUACAGAAAGUUCAGUUCAUUCUCCAACGUUUUGGAAACGUUUAAGUGAUGACGAAUUCAAUACAAGAGAGUUAUCGAAACGCUUAUCUACACAUUUCAAGUUUCUGUUGGUUCGCGAUCCGUUUCACCGACUUCUAUCCGGCUACAAAGAUAAAUUCUUUGGAAAAAAUAGACGUUACUCCAACAGAUUUCGUCAAAUGAUAGUGAAAGCUUUAAGGCCACAGGACGAGGAAAAGGUUGCAACAGCGACGAAUAACGUUACGUUCACCGAGUUUCUAACGUAUCUCUUAUCUGAUGGAAACCCGAUGAUUCGCGAUGGUCACUGGAAGCAAGUAGAAAAUCUUUGCUUUCCGUGCGCUUUUGACUUCGACUUUAUUGGCCAUUUUGAGACGCUUCAAGAGGACGCAGAUUAUUUGUUGAGUAAAGCGGGUUUUAAUGACCGUGUUAAAUUCCCAGUCGUACGGACAUCACAGGUUUCUCGAGAUUUCUUAAUGUAUUACUCAAAAGUUCCACCGGAAAUUAUACUUAAGCUGGGAGAGGCUUUCAGGAGUGACUUUGAAAUGUUCGGCUAUGCAUUUCCUGGACCUCUUAAAAGUAUAAUUAAAGACUACUUGAGUGAUAGAGCAGGCGAUAGAGUCAAUUAA